Messenger RNA from Ictalurus punctatus (channel catfish), 3478 nucleotides. RefSeq names its product rabaptin, RAB GTPase binding effector protein 2 (gene rabep2). Gene Ontology annotation, biological process: endocytosis. Gene Ontology annotation, molecular function: GTPase activator activity; growth factor activity. The record is from RefSeq and is a predicted model, not a curated record. NCBI's taxonomy places the organism in Eukaryota, Metazoa, Chordata, Actinopteri, Siluriformes, Ictaluridae. Gene Ontology annotation, cellular component: intracellular membrane-bounded organelle. The transcript has 13 exons. Bases 191 to 1615 code for a protein of 474 amino acids.
UGACGUCACUUCCGCAGGGUUAAACCGGGGAAAGUUGUUUCCUGAACACUUGCAGUUGUGGAUGUUUCUUCUCGGUUUAUGCAUUCGGGGCUGAACUCUUCAGCAUGACCGUGCAGCAGGACUAAAUUCAUGUAGACAGAUAAUAAUGCCGAAACGGACAGGAAGUGUCGUGUUUAAAGAAUUUUAGAGUAUGGAGGUGACGAGCAAAGAGGACAGCGAGUCUGCUGCAUUGGCCGAAGAUGAAAUGAAUAUACAGUUCCAGCUGCUCGAGUGCCGAGCGCAGUUGGAGCACUGGCAGGGAGUGGCGAAGAUCUGUGAGAUGAGCAAACAGGAGGAGCUACAGGACCUGCAGAGACAGUGUGACCAGGAGAUACAGUCACUGCAUGAAGCCCUGAGAGAAACAGCCUCUCAGUAUGAAGCAAGAAUAUCUGCCCUGCAAUCAGAACGUGCUCAGUGGAGGAGAGCAGGGUUCAGUCCAGAAAACAGGGACAGCAUAAAGAAAGGAAGGCUAGAGAGGACCUCUCCACCUAGUGAGAGGCUGAAGAAUGAGUCCUCUGAGGGUGUGGCGGGAGACGGCGGGGCUCAGGAGCUGCUGACCGAGCCCUCUGACGACGAGAGGACAGGGCUCCAUAUGGAGGGAUUCUACAUACAGCAAAGUGACUCCUCCUCUCUGUCCUGCUUCUCUCUGGAUACCCCGUCCCUGCCGCGGCGCACACCCCCUCAGGAUGACACUGCUUCCCUGGUUUCUACGGGAACGCUGGUGCCUGAAGCUAUCUACCUGCCCCCACCAGGACACCAGCUGGUCACACAUGCAGACUGGGAUGGACUCCAAGCACAAGUGGUAGAACUUCAGGAGGAGUUGUCCCAAUUGAGAGAACAGAAGGCACAACUUGAGAAGGAGCUGGAUACUCAGACGACAGAAACCCAGAAACAGGUGGCAGUGCUCCAGUCCCAGGUGCAGACUUCGGAGACUCUCCUCCAAGACCUGCAGAAAUCUUUCAGCCAAUCACAGACCGCUGUACAGAGCAGAUUGAAAGAGCUGUCUCUGUCUCAGAGGAGAGUAUGUAGUGAGUUGUCCAGGUUAAAAGGGGGAGAGGUGGAAGAGAGCACAGCCGGAGAUGAACACGCAGAGCUGUUUACUCUACAGGGAGCACACACGGAAGAGAGGCUGCGUAUUGAAAUUGUGAACUUGAGGGAACAGCUGGAGAUGCGAACGGAAGAGAGCGAGGUCCUGGAGGUCCAGCUGUCCAGCCUUAAAACAGAGACCGACCGCAUCCAAAGCGAAAAAGAAAAGGUGGAGGGCGAGCUGCAGGAAAGUCUCGCUGAGCUUCAAGGCCUCCGGGUGGCACUGUCGCAUCUCCAGAGAGAUAGCAAGACCCAGGCCCAUGAGAAGAAAGUGCUGCAUGAUCAGUGUUUAGAGCUGCGCAGUCAGGUGAUCAGUCUGCGUAGUCAGCUGGACACCAGCCAGGCUGUGCAGAAGGACUUUGUGCAGCUCUCCCAGUCACUACAGGUGAAGAUGGAGCAGAUUCGUCAGGCAGAAUCUCUGGACCAAGUCAAGCACAUCCUUGGAGAACAACUUGAAAGUGAAAGUGACCAGCUCAGCAGUGCCACGUGAGCCAGUAGGACAUUCUCACCCUUUCUCUGGACCAAAGUGAAAAGGACCACUUUAUGGCCACCGAAAUGAACCAGGAUCAAACUCCGAUUCUAGCAAAUUAAGAGUGUAGCAAACUACCAGUUAUUAUGAACUGUGGAAAAUUUAGGAGACCAGCUUAUUUGACACUUUCAGUGGAUGUUGUUCUCUCACAUGACUUACUAACUGAAACAUUUUACAAUACAAGUUGAAGCUCAGUGAGUUAGUUAACAGAUGAUGAAGUGAACAAGUCUUUGACACUGUGUCCACUAAUCAGACAUCAACUCGCUUAUAGUAACUGUAUAUUAAAGUGGAUGGUGAGUACCACUUAUCCAUGAUAACUCCUUCUAAAUUUUACAUACACUCCUUUUAAAAAAGAAGUAUAUAUGUAUAUACAGUACUGUGCAGUAGUCUUGGGUACAUGCAAUGAAAUGCUAUAGAGCAAAGAUGACUUCAAAAAUAAUGAAAUUUAAAUGUUUCUACAUAAAAUAAAUAAAUAAAUAAAUCUACUAGGAGCAGUAAACAGUAAUAAACAAAACAAAGGCAAUAUUUGGUGUGACGACCCUUUGCUUUAAAACAAAUAAUAUCUGGAGUCUCGGGUACAAUAAGUGCAGUUUUAUAAGGAAAUGAGCUGUAAGUUUUAUUGAGUGUCUUGCAGAACCAGUCACGGUUUUUCUGGAGAUUUUAACUGUCACACUCGCUUCUUAUUUUUGCAGCAAACCCCAGCAGCCUUCAUAAUAUCUUUUUUGUCCGAAAAGUGGUCUCUUACGUAAUACGCUGCUUUCUUUACUGACAUGCAAACAUUUUUCUGUAACAGUAAAUUUUGUCCUGGAAAACUAAUAUUUGGAAAUCUAAAAUGUUUUUGUACUAACUCGAUAAUGUAGAAGUCAUAAAAUAAAAAUCUGUAACAAAGUUUGUACUAAAAAUUUAGGGUGCCUAAGACUUUUGCACAGUACUGUAUGUAUGUGUAUGUAUAUACACCGUACUGUGCAAAAGUUUUAGGCACAUGCAAAGUAAUGCUGUAGAGCAAAGAUGCCUUCAAAAUACUGAAAUUAAAUGUUUCUACAUUAAAUAUAAAAUACUGUAAACAGUAGUAAAUGAAACACAGUCAAUAUUUGGUGUGACCAAAAAAUAAACGUAGUAGUCUCCUCCUUUUGCACAGUACUGUAUGUAUGUAUUCAUGUAUGAUAUAUAUUCCUCAUUUCCAUGUCUGUCACCAGCCAAAUGAUCAGAAACGUUUAAAUCUUCCUAAAAGUGGCAAUUUGUUUGAUUCUGCAAAAAAGAGCAAUGAUGCAAUAAGCAGAUUUCAUAAGCGGAACUGUAUUGAAGUCAUGUCAGUAAUGGUGCACAAGAUUCCAACAUAUUCAAAUGUCAAUUUGACCUGUAAUUAUGCAAUAGAAAAUAGACAAUGGCAUGUCAACUUAUCCUACAAUACAGUAAGUUUUAUGGCUGUGUGCUGUAGGGGAAAGAGUAAAUCUGACACAACUUUGUGUUGUACAAUGUGUAAGACUGCCCAAAGUAAGACAUCGAUGACCUCCUCAGGUAUAUGUUAUUGCAGGCAACAAAUAAUAUCUUUAUAUAUGAACUUUCCUAGACUGUGACCCUGUUUUAUCUUACGACUCCAUGUAAACACUAGGCUUAAUCUGGGUCCAAGACACCAGUCUUAUGAGUGCAUUGAUCAUGCGCUCAGUACCAUGAUAAUAUUUAUCAUGUUGUGUGCCAUUAUUGGCUUUGUACAUCAUACAACUGUAAAUUAACAUUUGGCUUCACAGCGAGCAUUUUCUGUUUAGUUUUGUGUUCCACUUGGACAUGUUUUAUUAAAAACCAUUGUUUUGCCCAAAAGAGGAA